AUGAUGUUCAGACACCUCCAGUUUCCUCCAUUUGCUGGUAGACUUCAGACUGCAAUGAAGCAUGUAAUAUCUGAAAGGAAGUGUCGAGCCAAAGACAUCGGUGGAGAUAGCACCACACAAGAGGUGGUUGAUGCUGUCAAUGGCAAAAAAAAAAUUUUGUGGUCCACUAAUCAAAAUGUGUGGAGGAAAAUGACAGGCUUGCUUACGAACAGAGUUGCUAUCUUGAACAUCCAGGAAGGUCUCUGCAUUGGAAAAUAA
Molecule: messenger RNA, 258 nt
Organism: Dovyalis caffra
Lineage: Eukaryota; Viridiplantae; Streptophyta; Magnoliopsida; Malpighiales; Salicaceae
Source: the annotation of a GenBank genome assembly